AUGUCUAUCUGGGACUCCUUCAGCGGCCGCAAGCAAUCCAAAGGCCCCGACGCCUUCGACCCUUCGACAGCGCAGGAUGCCACGUCCUUCCUCUCUGAGGUCGCCAUUCCCGACCCGACCCAGCUUCACCCCCUCGCUGGCCUGAACCAGGAUACUCUCGAUUACAUCACCCUCGAAGAUUCCGCGCUUGACGAACUCCCCGGUUCGCGAUCCGUUCUCCCUUCCCGCGGAUGGUCUGAUGAUCUCUGUUAUGGAACCGGCACAACCUACCUCGCGGCACUGACCCUAGGAGGCGUAUGGGGAUUGUCCGAGGGACUCAGAAAGACGCCCGUGACGGCACCUCCGAAGAUCCGACUGAACGGUGUUCUGAACUCGAUUACGCGGAGAGGACCUUUCCUCGGCAACUCCGCGGGUGUUGUGGCUAUGGUCUAUAACUGUUUCAACUCCGGCCUAGGAUACGCUCGCGGAAAGCAUGAUUCCGCGAACUCCAUCGCCGCCGGUGCUCUUAGUGGAAUGAUCUUCAAGAGUACCCGUGGUCUCAAGCCUAUGAUGAUCUCCGGCGGCAUUGUAGCCAGCAUUGCAGGUGGCUGGGCUGUCGUGAGAAAAGCCUUCCUGUAA
Molecule: messenger RNA, 618 nt
Organism: Aspergillus terreus NIH2624
Lineage: Eukaryota; Fungi; Ascomycota; Eurotiomycetes; Eurotiales; Aspergillaceae
Product: protein transporter TIM23
Exons: 2
Coding region: 1-618 (205 amino acids)
Biological process (GO): protein import into mitochondrial matrix
Cellular component (GO): TIM23 mitochondrial import inner membrane translocase complex; mitochondrial inner membrane
Molecular function (GO): transmembrane protein transporter activity
Source: RefSeq, a predicted model, not a curated record